AUGUUUCCAAAGAAACAGCCCCUGACCAAGAAACAAAGGAAACAGCUGCAUAAAGUCCUGGAGGUCAAAGAGAAGAAAGCCAAGGUAACAUGCUACAUCUGCCUUCUCCGAGCCAGACCAGCCCAGUUUCAGUUGAAGUAUAAUUAUGAGCUGUGUCAUUCUGCCCAUAAAACACAAACUCCGCUAUUCAUCAUCAUCUCCCUCCUUUGAUCCCCAGAGAGCAGACAUCCUGACCAAGCUGGCCGAGGUGCAGCUGCCUGACUGA
This is a messenger RNA of Coregonus sp. 'balchen', 265 nucleotides long. Lineage: Eukaryota; Metazoa; Chordata; Actinopteri; Salmoniformes; Salmonidae. The record is from the annotation of a GenBank genome assembly.